CCUAAAUAUGAUGUUAAUAGUGGUGUUCAACCAGUGACCGGCGAAGUUGUAAAGCUUUAGGGGAAUUUCACUUAUUUUCAUUGCACUUUUAUACAACAAUUUUCCGAGUAAAGAAAAGCAUGUGGCAUAAAUUGAAAGAUAUAUUUGGAUACAAUGAUAGCCGAAAUAAACAAUCAGAAACAACAGAUAAUAAAGUUGACAAGAAGAAAAGUGAACAAAGUGCUUCUAAAUUGUCUAAGGACCAAUCGGAAAUAAAUGUACAGAAGGAAAACCCUUCAUCAACAGAACCAGUCAAUGUAACAUUAAAUGAGACUGUGUCCCAGUCUUACAAUGAACAAUUAACCAGCCUUGUGACUAAUGUGCAGGAAAAACUUCAUAAAUAUGAACGUCUUCAUCAUGAAUGUUAUGAGUGUAAAGUGACUGCGUCUUUUAUGUCGCUAUUUAUAGCAUCUGUUAUAGGAACUUCAUUAUUCAGGCUUAAAAAAGAUCUACAUCCAAAGAAACACAUGUUUGUAUACAUAGCUAAUCUGUCACUAUUUGGAAUGUGGGUUGGAUUUAUGAAGAAGGAAUGGUAUGAUGAAAAAAAGACCCCAAAGGGAGAAAAAUGAAUUGUACUUGGUGACUUGGGUAAAUGAUAAAUUAUACAUACCAGUAACUGAAAUGUUUAGAUAUGCGUUUAAAAAUGAAUGGAAAGAGCUUUACAGGACUUCAAAGGUGUAUUUAUCAGAUGAUCUACAAAAUAGGACAAAUGUUCUAGCUUAACAUAUCAGUUUUUGAUUGUAGCUUUAUUUGAACAACCCUCAAGUCCACACACCCUGGACCUACCUGGUGUCAUACGAGGAAAAAUGGUUGUGACACCAGUAGAGCUCGAACCUGCCAUUCCCAAGGUGAGAGGCAGGCACCUUCUCAACCACUUAACUUUCUUGAAUUUUGAUAAUGAAAUCUUUUGUAUUGAUUUACUUACUUAGAGUGAAUUUUUGUAUUGAUUUACUUAAUGGUGAAUUUUUGUACUGAUUAGAGUGAAUUUUUGUAUUGAUUUACUUAGAGUGAAUUGUUGUAUUAUUUUACU
This is a messenger RNA of Ruditapes philippinarum (Manila clam), 1069 nucleotides long. RefSeq lists its product as uncharacterized. Bases 120 to 608 code for a protein of 162 amino acids. The record is from RefSeq and is a predicted model, not a curated record. NCBI's taxonomy places the organism in Eukaryota, Metazoa, Mollusca, Bivalvia, Venerida, Veneridae. The transcript has 3 exons.